UGUUUUGUGCAGCGGAAGUGUCACUUUCUAGGGUGCGCAUUGGUUGUUGGUGUUCGGAAGCCAUCUUAUAUGUGGACAAUAGCUUCAUAUGUAAAGAAUAAAUAUAUCAAAAUAAAUAUUUGUACUGUGUUAAUUAUUCGCAUGUUUAGACUAUGUACCAAUUAUUUCUCCACAUGUUUACAUAGCCAUGGCUGCGACGCGAAAGUUGCAAGGAGAAAUUGAUCGAUGUCUUAAGAAAGUGACCGAGGGUGUUGAAACGUUCGAAGAUAUCUGGCAAAAAGUUCAUAAUGCAACGAACAGUAAUCAGAAAGAGAAAUAUGAAGCCGAUCUCAAAAAGGAAAUUAAGAAGUUGCAGAGACUUCGCGAUCAGAUUAAAAGCUGGAUCGCCUCGGGAGAAAUCAAAGACAAGAGUACAUUAUUGGAUUAUAGAAAGUUAAUUGAAACUCAAAUGGAAAGAUUCAAAGUUGUGGAAAGAGAAACAAAAACAAAAGCAUAUUCUAAAGAGGGACUGGGUGCUGCGCAAAAAUUAGAUCCCGCACAGAAAGAAAGAGAAGAAAUUGUUGGGUGGCUAGUUUCGUCUAUUGACGCCUUAAAUUUACAGAUUGAUCAAUUUGAAUCUGAAAUAGAAUCAUUACUGGCUGGUAAAAAGAAACGUUUAGAUAAAGAUAAACAAGAUCGUAUGGAAGAAUUGAAAACAAAAUUAGAGAAACAUAGAUUUCAUAUACGAAAAUUAGAAACGUUAUUAAGAAUGUUGGAUAAUAUGUCUGUUGAAGUGAAUCAGAAAAAAAAAUUACCAGUCACAAAAAAGUGUCAAUUAACUACUUCGACCCGCGGACAACACAUAAUACAAAAGAUAAGAAGAAUCAAAGAAGAUGUUGAAUAUUAUAUUGAAUCAUCACAAGAUCCCGAUUUUGAAGAGAAUGAAUAUAUAUAUGACGAUAUUAUUGGUUUAGACGAAGUCGAAUUAAGUGGUGUUGGUUUGCCAUCCUCAGCAACAACUGAUAGUAAUAAUAGUAACGAAACAGGUGGUACACCCACAUCAUUAACAUCUGGUGCAUCACCAGUACCGUCACCAUCACAUAGUGCGCCAUUGCAUAAUCAUUCCAGCGAUAGCUCAACGGAGAGUGCUGAUAAAAAGAAAAAAGAUGAUUUACCUAAGCCUGUAAAACCAACGGCGGUACGAGCAACAAGUAAUAAUUUGAAUAGUAGCAAUUCAUUAAUGAAUACAUCUGUGACAUCAAAUACUGUAUUAAAUACAAGUGUAAAUUCAACAAUUACAAGUUCUGUUAUCGGUAGUGGCAACACAACUAGCGGAAGUAUUGGAACAACUGGUGUAAUAGUUGGUGGUGGCAGUGCCAUUAAUAAUACCACCAACAAUAACAACACUAGACCUUUAGUAUCUAGUACACCAAGUAAGCAGCAAGUUACGCCAAAUAAUAAUUCACCAAAUUCAGGUCUUCUCCUUACUAACCAUGUGAAUACAUCCGGGAAUUUUGCCGCUGUUGCGGCAGCUAAUACUCAUCCCACUAUUGGCUCAAAUAAGCAUAUAACAUCACAAAAUUCAGAAAACGGGACAUCAUCAGGGAAUAAUGUAUUGUCAUCAUCAAGUAUAGCAACCAAUUCACUAGUAUCGUCACAACAGCAACAGCAACAACAACAGCAUGCAACAAAUACAAUUAGUAACAUAAGCAACAACGCAAUACAAUCCUCUCUUCAUAAUACAACAAAUCAUACAGGUGGUAUUGGUGUAAGUAGUGUUGUGACCUCACAAACACAUCAUUUACCACAAGGAUUAGUGGGUGGUAGUGGUGUGGUGCAAGCAGUGGGUGGUAGUGGUUUGACAUCUACGAACAUCUUACCACCAAGUAGUAAUAAAACCUCUGUACCGAAUUCAAUUGAACAUCAACAUAAUAGUAACACGACGAAUAGUGCAAUGACCACUAAUGCUGUAUCAUCGUCAAAUACAUCAUCGAAUACAACGCACAAUAAUUGUGUCAGUCCAUUAUCGAGUAGUGCUAGUAGCAGAGCAUCACCACCAGUUAGUUCACGUGCGAAUACAACACCUUCACCGGCAGCCCAUCAAACACUUAUGAAUGGACCUAUCUCGAAAGCAACAGAGGGUAUGUCAACAUUAAAAACAAUAGCGCAGCAAGCAAUUGAUCGUGCUGGAUUAGAACAACAACCACCUAGUGAACCAAAUAGUCGAACACUUUUCGAUUCAAAUAAUAAAAUAAUACAAUCAGCGAAACAUACAAAUGAAGCUCAUGUGCCACCAUUACUUGGUGUUGCACCGUUAGGACCCGUCCCAUUAUUAAAGGAGCAUCAAUGUCAAUUUCAAAUGAUGGAAGCAGCUUAUUAUCAUAUGCCACAUCCAGCUGAUUCGGAGAAGCUACGGACAUACAUUGCUAGAAAUCAAUGUCAAACACCUGCAUAUUAUCAACAGACACCACUGCCGCAUUCGGAUACCGUUGAAUUUUACCAAAGGUUAUCGACUGAAACAUUAUUUUUCGUAUUUUAUUAUAUGGAAGGAACAAAGGCGCAGUACCUUGCGGCCAAAGCUCUUAAAAAGCAAAGCUGGAGGUUUCAUACGAAGUAUAUGAUGUGGUUUCAGCGGCAUGAAGAACCCAAAAUAAUUAAUGAAGAAUAUGAGCAAGGCACAUAUAUCUAUUUUGAUUACGAAAAGUGGGGCCAACGCAAAAAAGAAGGUUUCACAUUCGAAUACAAGUACUUAGAAGAUCGCGACCUAAAUUGAGCUGUUGAACGACAACACAACAUUAGAAGUUAAAACAAACAUCAACAACAAACGCGUUUGAUCAUCGAAAAUGUGUGUGUUGUAAUUAAAAGAAGAAUCGUCCACAAGUGAUAUUUGUAUAGAACUUAAUAAAAAUAAUUUUUUGUUUUCUUUUUGUGGUGAACCGCAGCGGUGAUGCUGUUUAUGAUGAGAUACAAAAAAUAAUAGUUUCGAACAUCAUUUGAACACACGUCAUGACUUAAUGAGAUUAAUAAUGAUGUCAGGUUAUCGAUUGUUUGUUCUUUAAAACAAAACUCUUGAAAGAAAUAAAAGUAUUUAGUGUAUUCAUCGCGAUGUAUGUGGUUGUGAUUACUGAUUACGAUGAAGAUUAAAAGCUGAUGCUAGUGAUUUUUAACUACUAAAAAGUGUUCCGUUGUACAGUAUGUUAAUUAUAAUAAUUAAGAUACAAAAGCCUCCCCCUCACACUGACUACUGAGUACAAACUGACACGCUCGCGCGCUCUUUUCAUUAUUUCAGCCAUCCCAUUCAAAACGUCAGUUUUCACUUUUGUAAAAAAAAUCAUUUAUUAAAAAAAUAAAUUUAUGGUUAAAUAGAAAAUUUAAAA
Molecule: messenger RNA, 3356 nt
Organism: Chrysoperla carnea
Lineage: Eukaryota; Metazoa; Arthropoda; Insecta; Neuroptera; Chrysopidae
Gene: Not3
Product: CCR4-NOT transcription complex subunit 3
Exons: 11
Coding region: 188-2752 (854 amino acids)
Biological process (GO): regulation of DNA-templated transcription; nuclear-transcribed mRNA poly(A) tail shortening
Cellular component (GO): CCR4-NOT core complex; P-body; nucleus
Source: RefSeq, a predicted model, not a curated record